UAUGCCGAACGCACUUUCGCAACGAGGUGGUGCGACAUCACGCCACUCCGCGGCCGUGGCAGUCGCGACGAUACCACUACCACGUUGAACGUUCGUUGUGUUGUGGGUGUGUAAACUCGAACGUCACUCGAUAAUCUGUCGCAACUUUACAACUGAGUACGAGAUCGCGUUCGCGCCAGUACACUAACGUAUUCAGUACAGUAAUCACGCGUCUUUCGUCAUUUGUACCUCGGAGUUUUUACCUUACGUAAAAUUAAUUGGGAAAAAAACCUCAUGACGGUUUAUGUUUCACGUAUUUAAAAAAAAAUUAAGCCUCAACAGUUUUUCUGAAGUAAAACUGUUAUCCUUUGUGUUUUAAGUGAUCAACAUUGGUUAUUGUUUUCUGGGAGUUUUAAUAUAUUCAACUUCAAGCAAACAUAAUGGGGUAAUCGGUGAGACGAACAAACAGAAACAUUGACAUUUGAGUGUAAUUUAAGUGAUAGUGGUAGAUUGUUUAUAGUAAAUGUCAGUGAAGACAAUUAGCGCCAUGUAUUCUAUGAACUAUAUCGGCAAGUUCAUCGCGAACUUUCGCGAUUUCUACAACGAGAUAAACAGCGCGACACUGACGGGUGCCAUCGACGUUGUGGUCGUGGAGCAGCCCGAUGGCAGCUUCACCUGUUCACCAUUCCACGUACGCUUCGGCAAGCUGGGCGUGCUGAGAUCCAGAUUCAAAGUCGUCGAUUUAGAGUUAAACGGUGAACAGCUGAACAUACAUAUGAAGCUCGGUGAAUCGGGCGAAGCAUUUUUUGUGGAGGAAGUCGGGGAAGAUGAGGCGGAGUGCUCGGCUCACCUUGCCACCUCUCCCAUACCGGCCUCGCGUUUCGACGACCUCUACGAGCCUCGCCGCAGAAACUCCCUUUCUGCUGUCGAGCCUGAUCACGGACAGGCUUCUGACUACACAAAACGACGAUACACAGCUGAUGGACAAACUCUGCAGAAACCUAAUUUAAGUAAGCUUAAAGCCAAAGAAGAUCAAGAAACGAAAAAUGAUAAUGAAAAUGAGGCUCUAUUUGAAAUGGAGGGCCUGGAUGAGGUCUCAGUAGACUGGGUCGAUGCAAAGCCGAAGACAUUCGCAGCUACAAAGCUCGGAGAAGCGCAAAGCGAAGCGAAUCAGGUGGUACAAAAGAUAAGUGCUAACAACGACUUCCGUCCUAUCGACGCAGCGCCUGCUAAUCAAGAAGAAGUAAAGCAGAACGGCAACGGAAAGAAGAAAAAGAAGACGAGGAAAGUCAGCACGAAGAAGAAGCAUCAAAGGAAAUCAUCGACAAGCUCAGUUUCGAGUCAGUCAGACCUCGCCAGUUCGGAGCCGCGUAGUUCUCAACCAGCUUCCAUUCAGAAUAAUGCCGAUAUUCACUUCUUUAGUGACACCGAAGCGAAUGCGGCUGCACUUAGCGAAGAGAUGUCAAAUUUGAAGCUAAAUGGAGACAACCGUAUCCCGCUGGCGUUGUCAGAUACAGCGUUCGAGGUCCACGCAGCCUCCAGACAUGCCAAGGGGUCACGGAGCGGCACGCCCGUGCAGUCCGACACAGAAGUUGAACUAUCACGGGCCACAUCUGGCGACAAGUCGUCACAAUCCUGGCGAUGGGGGGAACUACCUGAGCCGCCGCUGAGAGGAGCGAGCGCCGUAUCCCCCGAAUCUUCUGCAUCACCAGCAUCUCCAGCGUCACCCGCUUCGCACGCUGAACCGCUCAGUUCUGACGAAGAGCGGCCCGGAAGACGAGGAGUGCUGAGUGGCAUGUUCCGCUUCAUGUCCACUAAAGAUGCAAACGAAGCGACCACAGAGGGCGUGUACCUUGACGACCUGGAUCGCGGACAAGUCGAUCCAGAUCUCUACUUUCCUAAACAUCACACGGAAAGGUAUCGCUCAGUCAGUGGCGCUGCUCCGCAAACGGGUGGUCCGACUGAGGAGGAAUAUGAAUCAGGGAAUGGACCCUCGCUGCCGCAGUCACCGACAUCAUUAGAACCCCCAGCUAUCGAUUCUGAUGAUGAUGACAAGAUAUUGAGCAAGGGCCAGGUGUCAGUGUACUUGCGCGAGGGCGCGGUGUCGCGCUCGCUGACGUUCGAGGAGUUCUGCGCGCGCGGCGACUCACUGCUGGCGGAGGGGCGGCUGGAGGUGCGCGUGGGGGAGCGCCGGCUGCCCUGGCGGAGUGCCGGCCUCCUCAUACUCUCACUGCUCGCCUAUAGACGACCCCUGCCUAAGCGUAUCCUAGAUGAGGUGGACAAGGCGAGCGGCGGGGCGGGUGUGGGUGUGGGUGUGGGGGGCGGUGGCGAGGUGGAGGGGGGCGCGCGCGCAGGCGGCGAGAGCGCGGACGCGGGCGCCAAGCCGCGCUCCUACUCCUGGUGGAGCUGGCGCCGCUCCAACGCAGACGCCAAGAGAACUGAACCAUCACCAGCAAAAGAAGAAAUUGUCAAAGAGCUAACAGAGUCACAGCAAGCACCGGACACAGCUAAAGAGGUGAAGGUCACCAUCAAUGAGGACCAAGUGGACUCCCCGGACUCCCCGGGAGAGGAACAAGACAGGGACACAGAAGAGACUAACAUUAAUGACGUCAUAGAACCCAUAGAGUUGACCCCGACCGAAGAUGUCGCAGAAGUGUUGCCAGUUACGAAACAAACACAUAUUAAAGAUGACCAAAGGGAGCAAAGUUCGUCUGAUUCUGAGCAGGAGAGUCAUCAGAAACCUUCCAGACGUCAUUCUACAUUCCGCAAAACGUUGCGACUUUCCUCCGACCAAAUUAAAAAGUUGAACCUGCGCGAGGGCAUGAACGAGAUGGUGUUCAGCGUGACGACGGCGUACCAGGGCACGACGCGCUGCAAGUGCAACGUGUUCCGCUGGCGACACGACGACAAGAUCGUCAUCUCUGACAUCGACGGCACCAUCACCAAGUCUGACGUGCUGGGACACAUUUUCCCGCUGGUGGGCAAGGACUGGGCGCAGUCUGGCGUCGCGCAGCUCUUCACCAAGAUCAAGAACAACGGCUACCAGCUGCUCUAUCUGUCCGCGAGGGCCAUAGGACAAGCCAGGGUGACUCGCGAGUACCUGCGGUCGAUCCGUCAGGGCGAGGUGUGUCUGCCGGACGGGCCGCUGCUGCUGAACCCCACCUCGCUGCUGCGCGCCUUCCACCGCGAGGUCAUUGAGAAGAAGCCCGAAGAGUUCAAGAUCCAGUGCCUCGCGGAUAUCAAGGCUCUCUUCCCCCACAACUCCAACCCCUUCUACGCUGGAUACGGGAACAGGGUUAAUGACGUGUGCGCUUACCAAGCUGUGGGCAUUCCCAUCGUGAGGAUCUUCACCAUCAACUACAAGGGCGAGCUGAAGCACGAGCUCACGCAGACAUUCCAAUCCACGUACUCGCAUAUGUCGGUGCUGGUGGACCAGGUGUUCCCGCCGGCGCAGUGCGAGCCGAGCGACGAGUUCUCGCACGCCGUCUACUGGCGCGACCCUCUGCCUCCAGUCACCUUGCCCUCCCCGCCCGCCGCACUCGCCGCGCACCCCGCACCCAAGCACUAGAUGUUACCCCCCACCCCAACACCACUCCCCACCUCCAACAUUGAAGCCAACUCAAACAGACUUCGUAACAAAAUGCCAAUGACUUAUUAUAGGCAAGAUCAAACAUAUGAAUUUAGAUCUUUUGAGGUGUAAAACUGAUUGUAGAGUCAUCCUGAUACUCGUGACUAAAAUGUGAUUCUUAGAAGUUGGAACAUUUUGGCUAUUAACUCUGUCGAUCAACGUGACUGUAAAACCAGUCUAAUGGAGAGGUGCACUGCGCUUCUGACUUUGUGUUGCCAAAAAUGUUAACGCGGAUACUUUGACGUCGAAGUCAACGCACCCAAUAUGAACAUAUCUUACCUGUCCUCUACUAGUUGCAGUAGUGUCUGAGUAAUGUUGACAAAUUCUAGCUAAUAGCGACGUGGUCGAAAGAGCACAUUGACAACUAAAAUUGACUUAACCCUUUCCAUGCUACCUUGACAUUGGCAAUUACUGUAGUCAAGUCCAAAAUAGGCGUACGAUAAGACAUAUGUUAGAUUUAUUACUCACAAUUUUCAUAUGUACCCACUUUAACGUAAUUAACGUAUUACAAAUAAAUAUAACAGUAGUCAUGAUACUUACGUAAAUAAUUAAAUUCACCAAAUCAAUUUAGAAAUAAAUCACAUUUUUCAAUGUUAUAUACUCACAGUUUGUAUUGUAGUAAAAUUUUACAAAUACCCACCGCUACCAAACACAUGCCAAAUCAAAUAUAUAUGUUAAAUUUUGUGUACUCUCACAUCGCAUUCAAUUUAUAAUUGCUUUAGACUAUAGAUGAAUACGAAUUAGGAGUGUCGUAAAAUAUUUUGCUCUUUCUAAUAAUAUAGUUAACUAAGUAGUGUUCUAACAUAAAUAGCCUUUGAGACAAUGCUAGUUGUUCCUAGUUUACAUUUUAUUGAAUAACUUUACUAAAAUUUAGAAGACAUGCAAAUAGAUGCCUUCUGCCAAAUCUAUUGGCUACUACAAUCUAUUGGAUUAUUUAUUUAAUUUGUAAUCUGAUAAAAACAUCUGAACUGACUCCAUUGUUUGUUAAAAUUUAUAAUUUGAAAGGAAUUAUAAAAUUUUAUACAUUUACCUCGUUUACUUCGAUUUGGCGACUGCAUCUUAAAAAUGUUUCUCUUUUAGCAGAAAAACGAUAGCUCAAUGUGUGUGUUAACCUUCAUUGACAAUUCUUUGUUACUUAUUGUGACUUAAAAUUAUUGUUCAGUUUUAUUUCGUUAGAAUUAUUUGUAAUAUUAAAUUUUUAUUUUAAGACAUUUUUGAAGACAAUGUGUGAACUUUGCGGUAAGAGAGAUGCCAUUUGUGUAAGUUGACAUUGACUUUCACAUUACAGACUAAUCAUGUGGCAUGCCUCUAAUAGUUACUCAAAAAGCUAUGGAGUCUUGUUGACUUUCUAGUGUUAAAUAUAAUUUAUUUGUUUUGUGGCUGCGGCACAUCGGUGCUAUUGUAAGGCUAAAGAGCUACCGAUUAGUUAAAAAUACCUUUAUAACUAGCUUAUGCAAUUAAUGACAUAGAUUAGUGUGACAAAAAAACCUUAUACUUUACUAUACAUGGUGUUAUGUUUCACAAUAUACCAUCAGAUUACGUAUAGAGUCGUGUUUGGUUAGCAAAUGUAACUAAUAUGUUGUGAUGUAAGUGAUCUCAAUUUCAUGCGGGUUGUAACGUUUGUUCCUUGCCCUUGCAUUUCAUUAAUGAGUUUGACAUCUACAACAGUUCUAGUGGUACCAAUUUGCUACUUUUAAAAUUGAUUCUGAUCGUAGUAGUAUACAGCAUCUUAUAAAAGAUGAUUCAAGUAGUGAGUUGGUGCCACUAUGAUAGUGAGGUUACGGUAACUCAACAUAUUGCAUACUUAUCACAGCUUUCCCACAAUUAUUCAUUCAUCUUGCCAAUAUUUUUGCAGCUUAAGUACCAAUAAAGUAAAUACGUAUCCGUAGUCCAGUUCGUAUCCUUCAAUAUUACAAUGUUCACUUCAUUAAAAGACUGUUUAUUCCAUAGAUUGCAAAUGUUAUAUGAUUUGCUGUUUACACAAGCUGUGAUGUCGUGGAUUGAUGAAGCGAUGCUUUAUUUUUGUACUGUGAUCAAUAUGUAUGCUAAGUUAUUUUUUUAUGUUAAACUACAACGUUUUACGCAAAACCACAUUCUCGACGGAGGCGUAGCCUCAAAUGUGUUAGUUCUUAUUGUAAUUGAUAUUUUUUAUUAGUGUGUAAUUUUGUAUUUUGUUAUUCAUGUAGGUUUUCGAUUAGUUUCAUUGUGGAUCAUCGGUUUUAAAUGAUUUAUUAUUAAUUUUGUAGCAUAUCUUUUAAAGAGAAUAAUUUAUUGUU
Papilio xuthus (Asian swallowtail) is the source of this 5883-nucleotide messenger RNA. It is a transcript of the gene Lpin, whose product is annotated as phosphatidate phosphatase LPIN. The transcript is spliced from 16 exons. Gene Ontology annotation, cellular component: nucleus. Gene Ontology annotation, molecular function: phosphatidate phosphatase activity; transcription coactivator activity. The coding region runs from base 503 to 3547 and encodes 1014 amino acids. The record is from RefSeq and is a predicted model, not a curated record. NCBI's taxonomy places the organism in Eukaryota, Metazoa, Arthropoda, Insecta, Lepidoptera, Papilionidae. Gene Ontology annotation, biological process: positive regulation of transcription by RNA polymerase II; fatty acid catabolic process; cellular response to insulin stimulus.